Messenger RNA from Eublepharis macularius, 2188 nucleotides. Its product is annotated as cytochrome P450 2J2-like. Lineage: Eukaryota; Metazoa; Chordata; Lepidosauria; Squamata; Eublepharidae. The transcript has 9 exons. Bases 325 to 1665 code for a protein of 446 amino acids. Gene Ontology annotation, molecular function: oxidoreductase activity, acting on paired donors, with incorporation or reduction of molecular oxygen, reduced flavin or flavoprotein as one donor, and incorporation of one atom of oxygen; iron ion binding; heme binding. Gene Ontology annotation, biological process: arachidonate metabolic process; xenobiotic metabolic process. Gene Ontology annotation, cellular component: intracellular membrane-bounded organelle; cytoplasm. The record is from RefSeq and is a predicted model, not a curated record.
UUCAGCACAAGGCAAGUCUAAUUUUCCCAGCAAUUGGCUACAGGCUCUGGAAAGGGCCAAACUUUCCAAACAAAACAGUGGAACAAAUUGCAGCUGACCAAAUGAAGGCUGAUCGCCUCCUCUGUAAAGUAAAAUUUAAAAAGGAGAUUAGAAAUCUCUAAUCAAAAGUCAGCUACAAAAUCCUCAAGCAUCUUUGGCAUUCUCCUAAAACUUGUGCUUCCUCUAAUUGUGGGAUGGGAGCAACAAAAGGAAUCAAAUGGUGAAAUAAACUUUGGUACUCCGCAUUGUCCUUCUGCUUCAGGCAUCGAUUGGCUUUGAUUAUCGAUGGCAGUUUCACAUGAACAGAAUAAGCUGGCAAAGCAAUAUGGAAACAUUUACACUAUAUGGCUGGGACCUAAACCUGUCAUUGUACUGUCUGGAUUUGAGGCCGUGAAAGAAGGGCUGAUAAACCAUUCCAAAGACUUCGUUGAUCGACCGGUGAGCCCUUUCCUGAAAGCCAUAGCAAAAGAACAGGGUAUUGUACUGUCAAAUGGCCCCACCUGGAAGCAACAGAGGAGGUUUGGCAUAGUCAUCAUGCGGAAGCUGGGACUGGGGAAGAAAGGCCUGGAGCACCAAAUAGAAGAAGAGGCCCGGCAGCUUACUGAGUCUUUUGCAUCUGCAAAGGGGCAGCCAUUGGACACUUCAGUGCCCAUCGCCAAUUCUGUCUCCAAUGUGAUCUGUGCUGUGGCUUUUGGACACCGGUUUUCUGUGAAAGAUGAAGAAUUUCUCAAGCUGAUAGACGCCAUUGACUAUAUAUCUAGAUUUUUACAUAGCGUCUUUUAUGCUCUGUAUGAAAUUUUGCCAUGGCUCAUGAAACAUCUCCCAGGCCCCCACAAGAAAGCAUUUGAAUGUUUAAAGACUGUGCAAUUAUUUGCCAAGAAGGAAAUGGAAAAACAUAAGAAACAUCAGGCUGUGCUUGAGCCGCAAGAUUUCAUUGAUUUCUAUCUAUUUCAGAUGAAGAAAAACAAGAAUGACCCUAAUUCAACAUACAAUGAAGACAAUCUGACUCAGUGUAUUUUUGACCUCUUCAUCGCAGGAACAGAAACAACAUCUUUGACAUUGCAAUGGGCAUUGCUCCUCAUGGCAAACCACCCAGACAUCCAAGAGAAAGUCCACAAGGAGAUGGAAGAGGUUUUAGGUUCAUCUCAAUCAUUCAACUAUCAAGAUCGGAAGAAACUGCCCUACACCAGUGCUGUGAUUUGUGAGAUCCAGCAUUCCCAGUAUAUCUUUAUGUUCGGCAUUCCCAGACAAACUACAAAGGAUGUGAACAUACUGGGUUUUGUCAUUCCAAAGGAGACCACCAUUUACCCAGAUCUUCGCUCUGUUCUUCUUGAUCCUAAACAAUGGGAGACACCUGAGGCAUUCAACCCAAACCAUUUUUUGGACAAGGAUGGACAUUUUGUGGAAAGAGAAGCAUUUCUUCCAUUCGGAGCAGGGGCCCGUGUAUGCCUGGGAGAACAACUGGCGAAGCUUGAGCUCUUCAUCUUCUUCAUCAAGCUGCUGAGGUCGUUCACUUUCCAGGUGCCAAAAGGAGUAAAGAAGCUCAGCGAAGAACCUAUAAUUGGGUUAACAUUGCCUCCCCAACCUUAUAAGAUAUGUGCUGUUCCUCGCUUUGCUACAUCAUAAACUAUGCAAUUUGGAUUGUUUCAGGUGGGUAGCAGUAUUGCUCUGUAUUAGAAGAGCAAGAUUGGGGUCGAGAAACACCUUAGAGACCAACUAGAUUUCAGGGGUGAGCUUUUCAGAGUCAAAUCUUCCUCAAAAGUUCAUACCCUGGAAAUAAUUGGUAUCUAAGGAGCUAUUUGACCUGAAUUAUGCUAUUAUAAAAGUCGGAGUGGUUCGUAUGUUACUGUCAUUCAUUCCUUUAUUCCUUUCACUUUAUUUUGAAUUUUUCUGUAAGAAUUUGACUAAUGCCUACUCAAGGUGGAAUUCUGGCAGGGCUGCAAUGUUGCUGGUUGCUAAAGUUUUACUAUGGCCAGACAAAUAAACUUAUUUGUAAUAUGAUGUCUUCAAAUAAAUGCUUGAUACAGAAUUCUGGUGAUAUGUAAAAUGAGAAAUUUAUCAUUCUUUUGAUUUGCUUUUCAAAGAAGUGAUGGGUUGCAUAGAGGAAAGAGAUGUGUCAGAACAGAGUUAGAGAACAAGUUUAUACAUA